Siniperca chuatsi (mandarin fish) is the source of this 4082-nucleotide messenger RNA. RefSeq names its product parapinopsin a (gene parapinopsina). The record is from RefSeq and is a predicted model, not a curated record. Gene Ontology annotation, cellular component: membrane; photoreceptor outer segment. Gene Ontology annotation, molecular function: G protein-coupled receptor activity. The coding region runs from base 291 to 1334 and encodes 347 amino acids. Lineage: Eukaryota; Metazoa; Chordata; Actinopteri; Centrarchiformes; Sinipercidae. Gene Ontology annotation, biological process: G protein-coupled receptor signaling pathway; visual perception. The transcript is spliced from 5 exons.
CUUAUUAAGAGUGUCCCAUCUCCCUCUCUUCUCUCCAGAUGCACCGGAGCAGCAAACAGGCAGCAUCUGUAGAGAAACUUGUGAAAGUUGAUAUUGUUGGAUUACUAGAUAGAUUUAUUUUUAUUAAGCACCUGCCUAUCCUCACUUUAUCUUUUGUUUUCUAUUUAGUUUUUACCUGUGGAUAUUUUGGACUUGAGUUGGAUUUGUUCUGAGCUAAGGUUGAGGUUGGACCGCUGACACUUUAUUUUCAUACCAGGAAGCAGUCAGAGCACUAAUCUACACUGAGCAAAAUGGAGCACCUUGUCCAACAUGGAAACUCAUCGUCAUCUCACAGCUCAGUCGACACAGAGCUCCUGUCUCGGACAGGCUACACAAUACUGGCCGUUAUCAUGGGUGUGUUCUCUGUGGCGGGGACCAUCCUCAAUGUCCUGGUGAUCGUAGUGACAGUGAAACACAGACAGCUAAGACAGCCACUCAGCUAUGCCCUGGUUAACCUGGCCAUAUGUGACCUGGGCUGUGCUGUAUUUGGAGGUCUGCCCACCACAGUAACCAGUGCCAUGGGAUACUUCAGCCUGGGACGUGUGGGCUGCGUGUUAGAGGGCUUUUCUGUAUCGUUUUUUGGUAUAGCAAGUCUGUGUACAAUAGGAGUCAUUUCUGUUGAACGCUGCAUAGUGGUGUGCUAUCCCAUGGGUGCUGUCCUGUUCCAGACCAGACAUGCAGUUGCUGGAGUGGUGCUGUCCUGGGUGUGGUCGUUUGUGUGGAACACUCCGCCUCUGUUUGGUUGGGGAAGUUAUGAGCUGGAGGGCGUCAAGACCUCCUGCGCCCCUAACUGGUACAGCCGGGAUGUCGGGAACAUGUCCUACAUCAUCAUAUACUUUUUCCUUUGCUUUGCUGUGCCCUUCUCUAUCAUCAUUGUGUCUUACUCAAGACUCUUGUGGACCCUCCACCAGGUGACCAAGCUGCAGGUAUCUGAGACUGGCAGCACAAAUCGCGUGGAGGUGCAGGUUGCAUGUAUGGUAGUGGUGAUGGUGUUGGCCUUCCUAGUGACUUGGCUUCCAUAUGCGGCUAUGGCCCUUGCUGUCAUCAUAGACUCCAGUCUAUAUAUUGACCCCAUCAUUGCUACCAUGCCUGUUUACUUGGCUAAAAGCAGCACUGUCUACAACCCCAUCAUAUAUAUUUUCAUGAACAGACAGUUUCGAGGCUACGCUGUUUCCACUGUCCUGUGCAGAUGGAGCCCGUGGGCCUCAGAUUCACAAAUGUCUGAGGGUGAGACCACAGUUGCUUCUCUCAUCAAGAGCCAAAAAGUCUCACCUAAAGAAUCUUUAAAAGAAUAAAAGUCUACAUGAAUCCCCAUGGUCUCACUCCGGAGGCACCCCCAGGUCACCAGAACUACUUCCAGCCAUUAGCCAACCCCUUCAGCACUGGACUGCAAGGAAAUAUUAAUUUCAAAACUUAGUAUUUAAAACAACAUAUGUAGACACACCCAGGAUAACUGACUGGUAUGGAUGAAAGGAACGAGGCUGUACACAUUCUGUGUAGUUCCAUUUUAAAAAACAUUAAAGCAGCUGUGAAAAGGAAGGAGCAAAGCACUAUCAUAUGACACUCCAUGUGUUCAAACCUGUCUGUCUUUUCCUGCUGAGGCUGUCGCGACUUUUAUGUAUUCUUACAAUAAAGACAACCCCUUUGUCUUGUUCUCUGUCAUGGAUAUUGUUAAUCAUGUAUAAUUCUUUUUGAUCUCACCAUGAGGAUUGUGGGAGUUGUGUCAAAUUCACAGGGUGUAAAGAUUCAAAAAUUUAAAAAUAAAGAUUCAAAUCCACAUUUACAUAGAAACAUGGUUUACUAAAAUUAAUGAUAUGCAUGCAUGCACAUGGUUAUCCUGUUUAUGGAUAUCAUUUGAAACCUCUCUACAGUGCCAGCAAAGUAAUCUUCCUUUCCUAAGGUCUUUUAGUGGCUGGAUUACUUUGGUUAAGAGGCUUACAUAUAGCAUAGUGUAAGCUAAAAGAAAAACACACUUACUUGGUUGAGCCUAAAUGAAAUGUGCAGAUGUAUAAUUUUCUGAAUUCUAGCUUGAAUUAAAUGUCAAAUGUGACAGAUCUUAAAAUGUUCUUUUAGCACACAUAAAUAUUUGUUCCCAAUACUGAGAAGCAAAAUAAGUAAUUUAAUUUUUUUGCAGCAAACUGCCAAAGCCCUGUAAUGGUGAACAAUGAAUUUUCAAAGGAUUUAUGACAAGAAAAAUAAAAUUAAUUACAGAAUUUUUUAUUUUUUAUUAGGUGUACACAUCCGCUUUACUUCUAAAGGUCUGUGCUCAAAUAUGGUACACUCCCCCUCGCACACAAACAGACCUUUGUCACCUAUAUAUGACCGUUAUGGCUUUCAUUGAUAAAAAUCUAAAUAAUCAGUGUGUUAUACUGCUUUGCAACAUGAUACUUCACUUCAGCCUUUUGGAUCCAGCAUGUUAAACAGCAAGAAGGAAAAAAAAUCAGUUUAGUCAAGUCUCACAGUUUGAUCAUUCACAGUCAUUUCUCCCUCUCUAAAUAAACACAAAUGCAAUCAUACUCAUCCUAUUACCUUGGCUUUUUAUUGAUUACAGAAAUAUUGCUAUGACUUUCAUUAAAGAAAAGCAACAAAAGUGUGUGAAUAGCUGUAUCAAACCUGUACACUUUUGUAUAUACAGAGUGUGGGAUCAUCUAUGUACAUGCUACAUCCUGUCACACUCUGGGUAAAUUAGUAGUCCUUCUGACAGGCACAGACGUGGGAUCACUUCACCCCUUUCUGAAUCCAUUUCAGAAAAAGAUGACCCGAGGUCGGUGCCUGAUGAACAGGAAACUCCAAUCUACACUCACAGGCCAUCUCAUAGAUACAGUACAUGUUGACAUGUCAACUUAUUGGUGUGUGAAACAGUUGUGUGCUUGAACACCUGGUGCUUGGAGGGCUGACUUUGGUCCUGUUGUUUCUGGCAGCCUGUAACAAUAACGGCAGGAAACAACAGCGUGUCUGAGUGCUUGAAGUCCUGCUAAAUGUUAGUGCCCAGUUAUACAGGCUAUGUAACAGCUAAAACUGUACUAUACAGCUUAAAGUUUAAUCAGAUUUGUCAUACAAACUAUCUGGUCCCAAAGCUGGCAGCACGUCACAUUGUUGCUCAAUACUGUGUUGUCUUCAUCUUAUUUAAGGUACAGUCUUCAGACUCAUUGAGGAUCCAUUACAGGUUAAUGUAGUGUAAAAAUCAUUUAAUAAGGUCAUGUCCCAUGCAAGAUUUAAACCAAGUGGAGGUAUUCCUUUUUCCAGCCACAGCUAUUUCACAUACCGACUGAAAACAGUUGUGGUUAAUACACAAACAUGCUUGAAGAUGAUGAAGUAAAGACAUGGGUUAGGUAGUCACUUUAACAGCAAUAUUAUGGUCAAAUUAACAGAGAUUGAAUGACAGAAGACUGACAGGUUGAUGCUGAGAAAUGAUUCUUCUUCUACACAUACAGUUUGAACCAGCUUUGCAAAGAGUUUCAGGCCACGUUCGACGUACUCUGCUCUACUGGGGAGACAUACGAGACCAGCUGUACCUCACAGCAUCCACAAAACGACAAUAGCAAUAAGUCCUGAGCUCAAGGAAUGUGCAACAAGUCCCCAGCCAGUCGCCACACUGUUCCGGUGGGAACACAGUAAAGACUGAGAACAGCAUCCUGGAAUUAUCAUUGCUUCUGACAAGUAAAAAGUAUGAUCAUAUAUACAGUUUUUAAAAAAAAAAGAAAAAAAAAAGAGUAAAAUUAAAUGCAUGUGGAGUUGGGCAGGAGAGGUUUGGGGUUGUUAAAUGUUCUACUGAUCUAAAGAGGUAAAAAAAAAAAAAAAUCUGGUGCAAAGAGAACAUUUCAACAUCAACACCUGUACGUCACACAACAAAUCAAGACAAGUUCUGAGUCAAGGCAAAAGAGGAAGGGGGUGUCUAAGAAUAAGCAGGUGAGGAUUUGUACACUUCCUUUACCUCUCUGUCCUUACAGGUUGUCCUUCUUGUGUACUCAAACAGGAGUGCCUUGCAGCAUAGUGUUCUUUACAACAUGUGAGCAUGUGACAAAUGUAAUUAUUGUCUACUA